This is a messenger RNA of Ixodes scapularis (black-legged tick), 2373 nucleotides long. RefSeq lists its product as uncharacterized. Gene Ontology annotation, biological process: DNA integration. Gene Ontology annotation, molecular function: nucleic acid binding; zinc ion binding. NCBI's taxonomy places the organism in Eukaryota, Metazoa, Arthropoda, Arachnida, Ixodida, Ixodidae. The record is from RefSeq and is a predicted model, not a curated record. The transcript has 3 exons. Bases 1 to 2373 code for a protein of 790 amino acids.
AUGGCAGAGCUGGCUGACCGGUACUUAGAGGCACAACAACAGGAGACUCACGGCAAGAGUGGUGGGGCUGACGAAGCGACACGGGCCAAGCAAGGUGCAAGGCCUUCGGGGAGCUCGCGCCCGCCCAGGAGAUGCUUCCUAUGUGAUAAAACUGGACAUCUGGCCGCUGACUGCAGGGCCGGCUUUUCCACCAAGAAGUCCAUCGCGUGCCGACAAUGCGGAAAGACCGGACACGCAGCAAGCCUGUGUUGGAGUAGGCCCCAUGAGAAGAACAAGGUUUCCGGUCUCAGGGAGACCCUAGAGUCGCGAAAUACAACCGCAAGUUGUAUUCAAGGGGGCUACGUGGAGCUCAAGGAUGGGACGAAAGUACCUGUCCUGAACGCGGUGUCGGAGCCGGAGCCGCCGAUGACGAAUAUGCCGGUCACAGCAGGGAAAAUCCAAGGCAAGACAGUUAGCGUCCUAAGGGACACCGGCUGUAAUACUGUGGUGGUGCGCAGAAGUUUGAUCACUGAGGCCGAUCUGACGGGAGAGUCGAGUCCCGUCUAUCUAGUAGACGGCACUGUGCGAAUCCUGCCUGAGGCAAGGGUGCACGUGGACACGCCCUUUUUCACGGGGGACCUAAUCGCCAAGUGCAUGGAGAACCCGCUUUAUGAUGUCAUCCUCGGAAACAUCCCGAACGUUCGCGCCCCGGGAGACCCUGAUCAGAGUUGGAACCUGCCCAGGGCAGAGAAUGCAGGAGAGCCACCCAAGGGGAGCGGAGAGGAAGAGGAAGCAUCCCCCGUCACCGCAGCUGUGGAGACGAGGAGCAACAAGCAGAAGAAAAAGACGAGUACUCCCCUUCGGGUCCCGCUGAUUGGCGGCGAACCUGAGAAGCCCGAGAAACUGGCGGAGGAACAGAGGAAAGACAAUACCCUGAGGAGCUGUUUUGAACGCGUGGGGAAGGUCUGGAGAUGGCGGAAAAGUGGCAACACGUAUGAGUACGUCAUGCAGAUUGGGUUGCUUUUCCGGGUUUUCCGGACGCCGGGCGAGCGAGAAUACCACCAGUUGGUCGUUCCCCGGGGCCUCCGGGACACUGUCCUGAGCAUGGCUCACGACGGAAUACUGGCAGGGCAUCAAGGCGUGGAGAAAACAAGCCACCGCAUCCUUGGGGAGUUCUACUGGCCGGGAGUUCAAGGCGAUGUGAAGCGGUUCGUCAACUCGUGCGACCAAUGUCAAAGGACAACUCCUAAGGGCAAGGUGUCGAGAGCGCCACUCGGAACGAUGCCGACUAUUGACACCCCCUUCCAGCGGGUGGCUGUCGAUAUCGUGGGACCCCUCGCACCGGCAACGACGAAGGGAAACAGAUACAUUCUGACAAUGGUGGACUAUGCAACCCGCUACCCGGACGCCGUAGCGCUCCCGGACAUAACCACCGAACGGGUGGCGGAGGCCUUGGUAGAGAUGUUUGCUCGGACUGGGGUCCCGAGAGAAAUUCUCAGCGACCGCGGUGCCAAUUUUUGUUCCGAUCUCAUGCGCGAAAUGAUGCUCAAGCGGAUGAGCCAGGAGAAACCAAAGGAUUGGGAUAGGUACCUCGGCCCCCUUCUCUUCGCUUACCGGGAGGUGCCCCAGGCCAGCCUUGGCUUUUCUCCGUUCGAGUUGCUCUACGGACGACAGGUGCGGGGUCCCCUUUCUGUUCUGAGAGAAUUGUGGACCAACGAGUCCCUAGAACCUGAGCUCCGGACAACGUACCAGUACGUCUUCGAGCUUCGAAACCGUCUUGAGAAUACUUGCCGAGUGGCCCACGAGGAGCUGGAAAGGUCGAGUGCCCGCUACAAGCAACACUACAACAAGAAAGCUCGCAACCGCACACUGCAGGUGGGGGAUAAGGUCCUCAUCCUGUUACCAACGGAUCACAACAAACUGCUGAUGCAGUGGAAAGGACCUUACCAUGUUGUUGCAAGGAAGGGGGACCUGGAUUAUGCCGUGAACUUGGGACACGCUACAAAGCUGUUUCACUUGAACAUGCUAAAGAAAUAUGAAGAACGGGAAGUCCACACCAAACAACCGGAGGUGAGCCAGUGUGCGGUGGUCACCAUUGACAGGGAAGAGGAAUGCGGUAUGCCACUACUGAACCUCCAAAAGAAAGAAGACAGCCUCGACGUGGUGAUUUCUGACGGACUGACAGCGGCGCAGAAAAGACAAGCCAAACGGCUAAUUGCUGAGUUCGACACUGUGUUUUCGGACCUGCCUGGACGCACAGAUUUGGCCGAAUGCAGGUUGGAGCUGAAAACAACCGCGCCAAUCAACGUCAGGCAAUACCCGCUGCCUUUUGCCGUGCGUCAGACGAUCAAGAAAGAAGUGGAAAACGUCAGCACGACCCCCGUCGGUUUCUAG